Parastagonospora nodorum SN15 is the source of this 573-nucleotide messenger RNA. RefSeq lists its product as hypothetical. The record is from RefSeq and is a predicted model, not a curated record. Lineage: Eukaryota; Fungi; Ascomycota; Dothideomycetes; Pleosporales; Phaeosphaeriaceae. Gene Ontology annotation, biological process: transmembrane transport. The transcript has 2 exons. Gene Ontology annotation, molecular function: transmembrane transporter activity. The coding region runs from base 1 to 573 and encodes 190 amino acids.
AUGCAUCUCAUCUCAUCAUCUAUAAACUCCAUCCUCACUGACUCAAACCCCACAGCCGAACAAGAAAGUUCUCGCACCGCAUACCUGCGCGCCCUAGAUAAAGAUGUCGAAACCUCCUCCGAUCCAGAAAAAGAAGCCGGUGAUGACGCCAAUAUCGAGGAAGUCGCAACCCACUCCCCAGUCACAUCCUCAACGCCAUCAGUAACGAGUAAUGAACCGCCACCACAACGCCAUGUCAUCCGCUUCGAAGAAAACGACCCCGAAAAUCCAAACAACUGGUCCAUGCCCAAGAAAUGCUACGCCCUCUUCGUCGCCAUCAUGAGCGUUAUGAACAGCACCAUGUCCUCGUCGCUUGCGUCUGGCGCCACGCCUCCGAUUUCGAAGCACUUUGGCACCACGUCCGAGUAUCUGUUGAUUCUGCCUACCUCGAUGUUUCUCGUCGGAUACGUGUUUGGACCCAUGGCGUGGGGCCCGUUGUCGGAGUCGGACGAUGGUGUAUUCAUUCGCUAUCCUAACGGUCUUCUCGAUUGCGUCAGCGGUGGCGCCAAAUUUCGGGGCGCUCGUGGUGUUUAG